ACAUUUCUGCCCCUGCACCGCUUUCAGCUCUCGUCUCCUUCAUAUAUUUUUUAUUUUCUACGAUCAGUAGAACGGCGAAGAGCCGUUCGUUCCCAUAAAUAAAGAAGAGAAGCUUUGCGUCUUCAUCUCCGUCGCUUCUUCAAAUUCUACGAUUUCAAAGAUGGAAACUGAGUAUCACGGUGAUGUUUCCAAAGUCAGCGAACCCACAACUACUGGACAUGAUGAUGUUACCCUGUGCCAAUCCGAACCAAGUGUUUGUUCUGAAAGCAAACCUAGCGAGGUUGUCAGGAAUCUGCAGAAUAAUACAUAUAUUUAUAGGCAAGAUGUUGUAAGGGGCAACAGUAGUGGUAGGAUUGGGAUCGUGACUGAAGUUGCGGGCGACAUGGAUUCCGAUAGCAGCAUUACUGAUGACGAAGAUGACGAUGACGACGACGAUGACAAUGACAAUGAAGAGGCUGGUGUAAAUGAGGAAAGUGGUACUGAUGGCAAUGAUAAUGGUAAUAGGAGUGGUGACAGUAACAGAAGUGAUAACAAUGAUAAGAGUGGUCCUCUUCCAGCUGAUCAGGUUCGAGUGCUUUGGAUGGACGACUCUGAGACAUCACAAAAUCUUAAUGACGUCAUAGUUGUUGAUAGGGGAUUUUUACAUGGGGAUUUCGUUGCUGCUGCUUCAGACCCAACGGGUCAAGUGGGUGUUGUGGUUGAUGUCAAUAUUUCUGUUGAUUUAUUAACUAAUGAUGGAUCUAUUCUUAAAGAUGUCUCAUCUAGAAACGUGAAACGCGUAAGAGAUUUUGCUGUGGGUGAUUAUGUAGUCUUUGGUCCCUGGUUAGGUAGAGUUGACGAUGUCUUGGAUAAUGUGACUGUGUUAUUUGAUGAUGGUUCUGUGUGUAAAGUUAUGAAGGCUGAUCCGCUGCGCCUGAAACCAGUUGGGAAGAAUAUCCUUGAAGAUGGGCAUUUCCCUUACUAUCCCGGCCAGCGUGUAAAGGCAAGCUCUUCAUCAGUUUUCAAGAAUUCUAGGUGGCUAACUGGCUUGUGGAAAGCUAACCGGUUGGAAGGUACAGUAACUAAAGUUUCAGUUGGCUCAGUCUUUAUUUAUUGGAUAGCAUCUGCUGGAUAUGGGCCUGAUUCUUCUACUGCACCGGCUGAAGAGCAGAGUCCGAAGAACUUAAAGUCACUUUCUUGUUUUGCGCAUGCAAAUUGGCAAUUGGGUGAUUGGUGUCUUCUUCCAUCACCUGUAUUAUCGUCCUCCAUUUCCAUGGACAAGGGUUUGUCAACAAAUGAUGAAUUGGUUUGUAUUCAAACAAGACUUGAGUGCGAUUCGGAAGUUGUCACUGCAGAGGAAUCAACUGGGAAUUGUGGAUCCAUGGACAUUGAAAUGGAGGCUGCAUUUGAUGGAAAUAACGAAAAUACAGAAAUUAAUGCCUCACAAGAAUCCAGUUCAUGCAGUAGCUCAUUGUCAGUUUCAAAGGAGCCUGUCCAUGAACCGUGGCCUCUUCAUCGCAAAAAGAUCCGUAAAGUUGUGGUUCGGAGAGACAGGAAGGCUAGAAAAAAAGAGGAAAAUUUUGAAAGGGCCCUUCUAAUUAUCAGUACUAAGACAAGAGUUGAUGUGGCAUGGCAGGAUGGAACAACAGAGUGCGGACUUGAUUCCACAACUUUGAUUCCAAUUGAUAGCCCUGGUGAUCAUGAAUUUGUUGCAGAACAGUAUGUAGUGGAGAAGGCCAUUGAUGAUAGCAAUUGCACCAGUGAAGUUAGGCGUGUUGGGGUUGUGAAAAGUGUUAAUGCGAAAGAACGGACAGCAUCUGUUAGGUGGUUAAAGCCAGUUGUCAGAGCAGAAGAUCCCCGAGAGUUUGAUAAGGAGGAAGUGGUUAGCGUCUAUGAGCUUGAGGGUCAUCCGGACUAUGACUAUUGUUAUGGGGAUGUAGUUGUUCGGUUGUCACCUGUUUCUGUAAAUACACAAACAGCUUCUCCUGGGAGCUCAGUUGAGGAAUCACAGCAGCUGACUGAUCCAAACGAGGUUAAAAGAGAUCUGAAAAUUUCGGAAUGUAAGAAAGAGGGUGCAUCCAUUGACGAAGCUUGUACAGGCUUCUCAGAUCUUGGUUGGGUUGGGAAUAUUACUGGUCUAAGAAAUGGUGAUAUCGAAGUUACAUGGGCUGAUGCGAUGGUUUCAACGGUUGGGCCUCAAGCAAUUUAUGUUGUUGGUCGUGACGACGAUGAUGAGUCAAUUGCUGCUGGAAGUGAAGUUAGUGAUGAUGCGGCUAGCUGGGAGACAGUUGAGGAUGAUGAGAUGGAUGCCCUUGAGAACACAAAAGAGGAAAUUGGGCAACAAAAUGCUACUGACAUCAGUUCUGGGUCAGAAGAGAGCACAAUGGUUGGAGAAAGUUCUGGAAGGAAUGGAGCACUGUCUAUUCCCUUAGCUGCACUUGGAUUUGUAACCAGACUGGCCACUGGAAUAUUUUCACGAGGAAAAAAACACUUGGAUCCAUUAAGUUUGGAUUCUAGUGAAAAGGAACUUCAGUCUCAGGGGAUUCUCAACUUCUCUGAGAGAGGAGAUUCUGGAGAUGAGUCUAGCUUUCAUAAGCCUAAUGAUGCUGAUAAUUUUGGAGCACAAACUUCUGAUGGAAAAGGAGAUGAACAUGCUGUUGCAGAGGGCACAGGUUUAUUGGACGUGGCAGAAGCUCAAAGCAACAUGGAGCAUGAAGCUACAAAUAAAGAUGGCACUUCAGCAAGCUCUGAGGAUCGCUCUUCCAGUUUCAAAGGAUUUGAUAUUACUAAAGAUCCUUUGGACCAUUAUUUUCUUGGUGCAAGUAGACAGAAUAAUGCUGGAAGGAAGUGGCUCAAGAAGGUUCAAAAUGAUUGGAGUAUCCUUCAGAAUAAUCUUCCUGAUGGGAUUUUUGUACGUGUUUACGAAGAUCAAAUGGAUCUCUUGAGGGCGGUGAUAGUUGGAGCAUAUGGGACACCUUACCAGGAUGGCCUUUUCUUCUUUGACUUUCACCUUCCACCAGAGUAUCCUGACGUUCCACCGUCUGCAUACUAUCAUUCUGGUGGGUGGCGAAUAAAUCCAAAUUUGUACGAAGAAGGCAAGGUGUGCCUUAGCCUUUUAAAUACCUGGACUGGCAGAGGAAAUGAAGUCUGGGAUCCUUUGUCCUCGAGCAUCCUUCAAGUACUUGUUUCACUCCAGGGGCUCGUGCUAAAUUCCAAGCCAUAUUUCAAUGAAGCUGGGUAUGAUAAGCAAAUUGGAACGGCUGAGGGAGAGAAGAAUUCGUUGUCCUAUAACGAGAAUACAUUCUUGCUGAACUGCAAAACAAUGAUGUAUCUUAUUCGAAAGCCCCCUAAGGACUUUGAAGAGCUUGUUGGAGAACAUUUCAGGAGGCGCGGUUAUUACAUCCUCAAGGCCUGUGAUACUUAUAUGAAAGGCUUUUUAAUCGGCUCUCUUACAAAGGAUGCCUCUCUAAGUGAUAAGAGCAAACCGAACGCAAAUUCAGUUGGUUUCAAGCUAAUGUUGGCUAAGAUUGUUCCGAAGCUUUACUUGGCGCUCAAUGAAAUUGGAGCUGAUUGUCACGAGUUUAAGCAUCUGCAGCAAUCAUAGUAGUGGUCUUUACGGGCCAACCUCAAAACUUCUUCGUCAAGCCAAAGAGCCUGAACUUUUGGAACAAAAUUACAGGGUCUACCGACUCUGCUACGUCGCACGAAAUUUCACAGCAUUUAACACAGCAGACUGGGAAUGGGCACACUUCAUUAUCUUGAAUUUGGAUUCUAACCUCUAUUUUUUUUUUCUCUCAUCUUUGGGGUUUAAGAAGGCAGUUGGGGUAUUGCAUUGGCUGUUCAUUUUUUGUUUUUUUAUAAGUAACUUAUCUCUUUCAUUCAGAAUGGAUGUAUCAAUUUUUUGUCGAAGUACAUUCCAAAUUCUUUUAUGGCAGUUUGUUGUAUCUUUUAUAAACGUUGUUGUACAAAUGGUACUUCACAAAGAACUUGCGCAUUGCACUUUCUUGCAUUCAAA
Cornus florida is the source of this 3994-nucleotide messenger RNA. RefSeq names its product probable ubiquitin-conjugating enzyme E2 23. NCBI's taxonomy places the organism in Eukaryota, Viridiplantae, Streptophyta, Magnoliopsida, Cornales, Cornaceae. The record is from RefSeq and is a predicted model, not a curated record. The transcript is spliced from 9 exons. Bases 161 to 3583 code for a protein of 1140 amino acids.